CUCUGUGCUUGUGGUGCGUCGCGUCUGGAUUUUGCUUCACAAACACGGGUCGUUUUGUAGUAUGCCACCCCAUUGUAAAACCAGGGACCCUUUAGAAUGAAAAUCGCCUCAUCUCGACGAGAUGUUGCUUUUGCUUCAAGCUGCAGAAUCAAUCGCUUCCAAUGACUACAGCUAUAAAGUUAACGAUGAUGAAGAGGACAGCGGAGCUCAGAGAAGUUAUCGCAAAAAGAAGAAAAUUAAUAAGGGUCGAUGGACGAAGGACGAGGAUGACAAACUGAAAGACCUUGCUGGUGAAUAUGGGCCAAGUAAUUGGAAAGAUCUGGCAAAUAAAUUUCCUGAUCGCACUGAUACACAGUGCCAGCAGAGAUGGCAAAAAGUUCUUAACCCUGAGCUAAUUAAGGGUCCAUGGACAAAAGAGGAGGACGAGAAAGUAGUUGAACUGGUUGCUAAGUAUGGUCCAAAGAAAUGGUCUCUUAUUGCGCAACACCUGAAUGGGAGAAUUGGAAAACAGUGUAGAGAAAGAUGGCAUAACCACCUCAACCCUCACAUCAAGAAAUCAGCCUGGACAGAAGAAGAAGACAGGAUGAUAUAUGAAGCACAUAAGAAACUGGGCAAUAAAUGGGCUGAAAUUGCCAAAGUCAUUCCUGGAAGAACUGAUAAUGCCAUCAAGAAUCACUGGAAUUCUACCAUGAGACGGCGAGUUGAAUCGUUUGGUUUUGAUCACUAUAAAAAGAACAGAUAUAGUGCGGAAAAACCUAGGCAUGGAAGACCUUUGUCAGCCAAGAAAGAGAGAAGAAAACAUGAAGUUACUUACCGAGACACAGAACUGCAGCAAAACUUAAACAACCUUCCUGUUGGCAUGUCAGUUGCAUCAUCAACUACAGUGGUUGUUGAACAUGGACAUGCUACAAGAGAUGUGUUGCAAGUUGGUCUUAAAAACUCAACAGAUCCCUUAACAAACAUCAGACCCAAACAGUCUGUAAACCAAACUGGUCAUAAAAAUAAGGGAAGUGAGCAACACCCUGGGAUUGUUUCUCCAUUUAGCAGCUUUAUAUUGUCGCAGAGUUUAUUGGACUCAGAUCCUUCAACAUGGGGUGACCUAAGCACCUUUGAAAAUGGUGGAGGAAUGGUGAAGAGCAAUACCAUCACCAAACUGACAUCACCUGGUGCAAGAGGGUACAGAUUUGAUGGAAAUACGAUUGAUGGAAUCAACUCAGAUGGGUCACUGAUUCCAAUCACUUCACCAGUGUUACAGUCGCGAUUCAGCACACCACCUACCAUUCUAAGAAGAGGAAAAAAGAGAAAGGCUUCAGACUUGAAUGAAUCAACAGCCAGUUCCACAGUUACCAAUGUCACUUCUUCACAAGAAUGCAUUUUUAGCAGCCCAAAGGGUUGCACCCCAAUAAAGUCCUUGCCAUUUUCACCAUCACAGUUCCUGAAUUCCCCUAACUCUAACAAAAUCAUCACAUCGACACCAACUGAGCAGAAGGCAAUGCCAGUCUCUACUACCACCACUCUUAAUACACCAGUUGUAAGUGACACAAACAAUAAUGACGAGAAUUACCGUACACCAAGAGUAAGAAGAUCGUGGCUGCAUAUGUCUCCCAGGACACCAACUCCUUUCAAAAAUGCAUUGAAAAUCCUCAAUGAAACAAAGAUGGCACAUACCCCGGCCCAUUUUGAUGAAGAUUUCAGUGAAAUAAUCAAGAAGGAAGCUGAGGAAAGUGGAGUUUCAAUAACAUGUUCAGCCAGCAAGGAACCAGUAACUAAAGCACGCAUGUCUCUCUGCAAGAGAAUAGAAGAUGAAAAUGUGGAUCUUGUUAUACCAGCACUGUUCAGUAUUAGAGAGGAACUUUCUUCUGUGGAUGAAGACAGUACAACAAAUGUUACAAACACUAUGUCUGGCAAAACAGACAUCAUGGAUGACUCGGGCAUUGCACAAACAUCUCUGCUUAUGUCUCCAACACAAGAUCCUACAAUUGUCAAGCCAAGUGAAGUCUUCUGCAAACAAAACCCUUUUGUGACACCCAGCACCAACCUUAACAGUGAUAUGUUGAAGAAAAAGAAGAACAAUCCAAUGAGACCUCUACAGUUCCAAGAAACUCCAAGAAAAUGUCAAGUAGGGAUGGACACAACAUGGGAACAAGUAGCUUGUGGAAAGACUCCAGACCAGCAGUUUGUCACAGAACAAGCUAAGAAUUUUAUUGCAAGCUACAGAACAGCAGCAAGGACUUUACAAUUCAGUGCUCCUACUGUGGCUUAAGUUAAAGUUUUAAAUGUUUACUGCACUUUAGUUAAGUGCCCAUGGUUUGGUAAAUUUAUAUAAUAUGUAAUUAUGGGAAGGGUUUGGCAUGUAUAGCUUUUCAAAAAAGUUCAAAAUCAUUUACUAAGUUAAUCAAAAGUACUGAGAAAUAUUUGUAAUGAAAUAAGUAUGAUUCAAUUUAUAGAAAAUAAUUUAUAAGCAAAAUCAAAAAAAUUGAGUUAGGAGAGAUGAAUGUGUAUGGAUAGGGGAUUUGAGGCCUCUUAUUUGAAGAAUAGUUUGAGAUAUAGUGUUUUAACAGAGCUUUUUAACCAAGUGUUGUAGAAAAUAAGAUAUGUGACCUCCCAAGGGGAUGAUAACAGAAAAGAAAUAUCUUUAUGGGGCUAUAAAAAUAUGCAUUUUCAAGAAGGGAGUUAGAUGUGCAGAGAGGAAAAUAGCCACAAUACUGAUGAUAUUCUAGCACUUUAAUGAUGGUCUGAAUGCAGGGUAGAUAUGUACAUGUAUGUGUGUGUAUGAAUGGUAUAGUGUGAGUAAGAGAAGAGUAUUAUCAAUGGCAAAAUCAAUUAAAAUCUUAUCGAAGCAUUUCUUAUCAA
Messenger RNA from Actinia tenebrosa (Australian red waratah sea anemone), 2853 nucleotides. RefSeq names its product myb-related protein A. Gene Ontology annotation, biological process: regulation of DNA-templated transcription. Gene Ontology annotation, cellular component: nucleus. Gene Ontology annotation, molecular function: DNA-binding transcription factor activity, RNA polymerase II-specific; RNA polymerase II cis-regulatory region sequence-specific DNA binding. The record is from RefSeq and is a predicted model, not a curated record. Lineage: Eukaryota; Metazoa; Cnidaria; Anthozoa; Actiniaria; Actiniidae.